AUGAUAGCCUCGGAACAGGACCGGGAGGAGGGUAAGGUCGACCCCCCGGCGACAGAUAGACUCGUACAACAACCUGCGCAACGAAACACGGAACAUGAUUCUAAAAAUCCGAUCCUAGUCGAAGAUUGCUCAGAGCAGAAAACUGAUUCCGAUAGAUCUCCGCCCCUAAGAGAAAGGGCUAGAUCGCUAGAUCCACAAAGAAUAGAAGGAAGAGCGACUAGACAGGAAGACGAAGAAAGCCGAGAGGGAAAGAGAAAGCAACGAGACAGCCUGGAAAGAGACUUGAAAAGAUCUAACGAGGAAAGUCAAAGAGAAAAAGAGAGCAGAGGAUUCGGAGCAGAAAGAAGGCUAUCGCUGGAUAAAGAGCUGGCAGCGGCUGAAAGACUCAAAAGUGGGGGAAAGAAAAAAACAGUUAAAAGUAUGAUAGACGAUCUCGUGAGAAAGAUAGAGGUAAUGGUGGGGCUGAUACAGCAAAAUACGGCAGUGCCCAUGAAAAAUAGCAUAAGGGAGAUACAAGGCGGUAUAAAGGGCUUACAGAAAAAUUUCGAGAAGGAGGAAAGAGAGAGGGAGGGAAAAAUGGAAGCCCUACAUAAACAACUUGAUAGAAUACAAAGCGACAUAGAAUCGAGAGUGGAGGAAGGAAAGAAAAGUGAGACAAAGACAAAGGAAACACAGACCGAUGAAACACAGAUGGACACAGAACGGAAAGAAGCUGAAGAGGCUCAGAUGAGGAAGAAGAAACAAAAUGCAGUAUCUUUCGAAGAGUGGGCAGAGGUGGCUGAAUUCGAUUGGGAAGAGGAAGACUUCAGAAAUGCCUAUAUGGUAGUAGGAAAUCCUGUCUGGCAGGCAAAAACAGAAACAAAAGUUGUGUUAAUUGAACCGGAUGAUGAAGAGAUGGAGAAAAGUAUACAGCAACAAUAUAAGAGGGCGUACCCCAUACUAGAGGAACUGCUGGAUGAUUGCGAAGAGGUCGAGAUGACGAACACAACGAAAGUAAGAGGGGUAGAAAGAAAGCAUGUUGAAAAGAUAUUCAAGGUCAGAAUAGGCAAGACAGAAAGGGAGAUGUGGAAUAGCCUUAAUAAGAUAAGAGGGAAAGUAGAGGGCGAAGAAAGAGUAGCGAUACAUCAUGUUAAAAACAUGACUUUAUACCAUUUAAGAACCAUGACUGAAACAAUUUUCAGGACAACUACCACUAAAGUCGAUAUCUAUACAACGGCUAGGAGAUUGGAGGAAGAAAAACUGAAGAGAAAUGAUAAGGGAAAAGAUAAAAGGGAAACGUACGCCUUAAUAGUAGAAAACCAAGGAAAAACUUACGAACAAGUGUUGAAUACAAUAAAGCCUCACUUGAAAGGUAGAAGAGAGGUAGACCUAAUAGAGGAAAUAAGGCAAACAAGGGACGGCCGGGUAUUGAUAAUAACGAAAAAGAAUGAUGAGGGAAUAGGGGAUAUACAAAAACUAUUAGAAGAGAAGUCCGGACAGAAAAUAAUGAGAUCGGGAGUGAAAGGAAAGGAAAGGGUAACGCUAAAUGUAAAAGGAAUGACCUCUGCGGUAGAGAUAGGCGACGUGGAGGAAGCGAUUAGAAACAAGGUGGGAGCAAAUUCAGAUUUUAAAAUGAGUCAGAUCAGACCCUACGCAAGUUAUAUGAAGGCAAUAACAAUUGAAAUGGAAAGAGAAUUAACAGAUCUACUUAUAAGAGAAAAGAAACUGAGAGUCGGGCUUACCAUGUGCCAGAUAGAAGAAAGAAAGAAGAUAAAAAAAUGCUCGAGAUGCUGGUCACCAUCGCACCUAAUAAAAGAUUGCCAGGAGGAAGACAGAAGGAACUGGUGCUAUAACUGCGGUGGACAGGACCAUCAAAUGAGGAAUUGUAAAAACCCGACAAACUGCCCAGACUGUGGAGAAGUGGGACAUAGAGCUAGCACGAGCACAUGUCCAAUAUAUAGAGAGAGGGUGAAAAAAGAUAGAAGAGAGAAGAAUGUGGAGAAGAGGGAAAACCAGAGAGUUGAAGACGAAGGGGACGUAAGCAACACAAGGAAGAGGAAAGAAAGCUUAGUAAAGACGGUUGAGGUAACGGAAGAGAGGGAAAAAGAUAGAGAAGAAGAGAUAAAGAAAUCAACCGAAGUAAGUAAAGGUUUUACGAAGGUGGAAAGAAAGAGAAAUAAAGAGAAAAAGAAGGAAAGGAAGGGAAAUGGCAGUGGGGAUAAAGAUACUCCCACUGACACAAGCUCACCCGAGAAGUCACCCAGGAGUUUGUACUUAAAAAAUGGGGAUUGA
This is a messenger RNA of Onthophagus taurus, 2271 nucleotides long. The record is from RefSeq and is a predicted model, not a curated record. NCBI's taxonomy places the organism in Eukaryota, Metazoa, Arthropoda, Insecta, Coleoptera, Scarabaeidae.